Messenger RNA from Megalops cyprinoides (Indo-Pacific tarpon), 896 nucleotides. RefSeq names its product C-C motif chemokine 20-like. The transcript has 4 exons. Gene Ontology annotation, biological process: monocyte chemotaxis; neutrophil chemotaxis; G protein-coupled receptor signaling pathway. The record is from RefSeq and is a predicted model, not a curated record. Bases 24 to 332 code for a protein of 102 amino acids. NCBI's taxonomy places the organism in Eukaryota, Metazoa, Chordata, Actinopteri, Elopiformes, Megalopidae. Gene Ontology annotation, molecular function: chemokine activity; CCR chemokine receptor binding. Gene Ontology annotation, cellular component: extracellular region.
UAACACCACGCCUGGAGUGAGCCAUGAGGUUCAGCGCUCUCAUCCUGCCCCUGAUCCUCACCUGCGUCUACCUGACAUUGGCCCAAGGUUCAUAUGAAGACUGCUGCCUUCGUUAUGUCCGGAACGUCAAUAAGAGAACCAGGCAGAUGGUGAUCAGCUACCGGGAGCAGGUGACUGACGGAUCCUGCAACAUCCCCGCCAUCGUGUUCACCCUGAAGAGAGGGAGAAAGUUCUGUGCUGACCCUAAUCAAAAGUGGGUUAAACAUCUGAUGGAGAAAAUUGAGAAAAGGAAUAGCAGAAAGCGCCAUAACUGGCCGAAGACGAUUGUCUAGGAGAGAAGGUCCGUCGGAAGCCUCUCCUUCAGAUCUCAUACCCCUCACUCUCUGAUUCCAGAGCUGGUGUCAGAUAGCGUUAUUCUCAGCACUCUGAUUGGCUAACAUGCUUUGAUUAAUCACACGACACCCUGCUUUUGCCCCGGAAAGGUGAUCCACCUCCUCCAGCAUGGCCUCAGCUCUCUCUCUCAGUGGGAACUCCCACACUGUGCCGUUCUGCUAGCAUGAACUGACCACAAUAAGAAGGUGUGAUAGCCAGCAAUUAGCCUGAGAUGAUGCUGCCGCACCUGAGACUAAUGGGCUAUCAGUAUGUUGAAUGGAGGCAUCGCAAUGUCAGAAGAGAAUGUUGAGACCCACUGAUCCGUAUUUGUAAACAUGAACACUACACAAUCCACAUCAUGUACUGUACAUAAGCUGUCCAGCAGAUGCUGCAAAGGGUUAAUGUGUACAAGCUAUUGUUUUUGAUGGAAGAUGUGCACAGCAAGUGGUUUAUGUAUGUGCUGUUUUAAGGCUAGAAGAGGAAUGUUGCAUGUAACAUAACCACAGGGUUGGAAAAAUAUUGCU